AUGGCUGCCCGGCAGAAAUCUAUGAGCGCUUCCCUUAUGGGGACUCUGGCGGCCAGCUGCCUCCUCCUCAUGGCCCUGUGGGUGCAGGGAGGAGCGGCUGUGCCCAUUGUGUCACCGUGCAGGCUCGACAGGGCCAACUUUCAGCAGCCUUACAUCACCAACCGCACCUUCGCGUUGGCUAAUGAGGCUAGUUUGGUAGAUAACAACACAGAUGUUCGUCUCAUUGGGAGCAAACUGUUCCAGGGAGUCAAGAUGAUGGAGCGCUGCUGUAUGCUGAAGCAGGUGCUGAACUUUGCCCUUGAAGAGGUGCUGCUCCCCCAAUCCAAUAGAUUCAAGCCCUACAUGCAGGAGGUGGUGCCCUUCCUGGCCAGGCUCAACAAAAAGCUAGGCCAAUGCCAUAUGGAGUGUGACAACCAGAAUAUCCAGAGAAAUGUACAGAAUCUGAAGGACACAGUGAAAAAGCUUGGAGAGAGUGGAGAGAUCAAAGUAAUUGGAGAACUGAAUUUGCUGUUUAUGGCCCUGAAAAAUGAAUGCACUCGUCCAGGGCAAAGCUCAGAAAUGGAUAACUAACGCUUCUUGCCUGUUAGAAAUAACAAUAAGAUCCCCUGAGGUUUUCUUUUAACAAAAGAAAAAGGGGACGCCAAACUCCACAGUCCUGUGUGGAUUCUAAACAAACCCCUGCUUAGCUUAAAAAAGAGAACAAUGUCACUUGUAUCCAUACGACCAGAAGGUAGACCUUCCAAGCGUAACGAGAUCUAUUAAUAGAUAACAUUUUAUCGUAGUUGGUGUUUUAUACACAGAAAUUUAAUUUUUAAGCAGUUGUCUAUUUCCCCACAAAAAAGAUUACUUUCCCAUCUCUUUAGGGAAAAAGCCCCUAAAUAAUUUCAUUUCCAUAAUCAAUAAUUUAUAUUUAUGAAUUAAUUUAUUGUUAUAAGUACCUGUCUUAUU
Messenger RNA from Aethalodelphis obliquidens (Pacific white-sided dolphin), 948 nucleotides. It is a transcript of the gene IL22, whose product is annotated as interleukin 22. NCBI's taxonomy places the organism in Eukaryota, Metazoa, Chordata, Mammalia, Artiodactyla, Delphinidae. The transcript has 5 exons. Bases 1 to 570 code for a protein of 189 amino acids. The record is from RefSeq and is a predicted model, not a curated record. Gene Ontology annotation, cellular component: extracellular region.